Pongo pygmaeus (Bornean orangutan) is the source of this 1398-nucleotide messenger RNA. RefSeq names its product zinc finger protein 414 (gene ZNF414). Bases 122 to 1294 code for a protein of 390 amino acids. The record is from RefSeq and is a predicted model, not a curated record. The transcript has 8 exons. NCBI's taxonomy places the organism in Eukaryota, Metazoa, Chordata, Mammalia, Primates, Hominidae.
GAGAGCUGAGAGGCGGAAAAUGGCGCUGACGUGAGCGCGAGCUUGCACUGCCCAGAGGGUGGCCGCCGCCUGAGCUGCAGCUGCCGGAGCCGCAGAAACAAGAGGCCGAGCCGUGUCGAAGAUGGAGGAGAAACCCUCAGGGCCCAGCCCGGACAUGCUGGCCACUGCAGAGUCCAGCUCCAGUGAGACCGACAAGGAGGUGUUGUCCCCGGCUGUGCCAGCUGCAGCCCCCUCCUCCUCCAUGUCGGAGGAGCCAGGCCCUGAGCAGGCAGCCACACCGCCGGUGUGGGAACGUGGAGGGGCUGGAGGGAUGCAGCAGGGCUCCUCCCCAGCCCCAGACAGCUGCCAGCCUGGCCCCGGACCCAGCCCUGGCCUGACCAGCAUAGUCUCCGGGACCGGCGAGGACCUGCGGCCUCCCAGACGACGCCCACCUCCAGGGAAGCAAAUCCCUUGCUCCAGCCCUGGCUGCUGCCUCAGUUUUCCCAGCGUCCGCGACUUGGCACAGCAUCUGCGAACCCACUGCCCGCCCACACAGUCCCUGGAAGGCAAGCUCUUCCGCUGCUCAGCCCUGAGCUGCACCGAGACCUUCCCCAGCAUGCAGGAGCUGGUGGCUCACAGCAAACUGCACUACAAACCCAAUCGCUACUUCAAGUGUGAGAACUGCCUCCUGCGCUUCCGCACGCACCGCUCGCUCUUCAAGCACCUGCAUGUUUGCGCGGAGCAUGCGCAGAGCCCAGCCCCGCCGCCACCCCCGGCCCUGGACCGAGAGCCGCCCGCGCCCGAGCGCCCCCCGGAGGUUGACCCCGCAUCAGCGCCGGGCCUGCAGUUCCCACUGCUGGAACCCUUCACGACCCCCGCCCCUGCCCCCACCGGACCGUUCCUGUCCUACUUGAACCCUGCGCCCUUUGGCCUAAGCCCCCCGCGCCUGCGCCCCUUCCUGGCCGCUGCACCCGGGCUGCCGGCUUCCAGCGCCGCCGUCUGGAAAAAGAGCCAAGGUGCUGGCAGCAGCCCCCGAAGACCCCAGGGCGGCUCCGACGCGCCCUCAGGGCACGCGGCCCCAAGCCGCAUCGUGUGGGAGCACACACGCGGCCGCUACUCGUGCAUGCAGUGCGCCUUCUCCACGGCCUCGCGGCCCGCCAUGACCCUGCACCUGGAGGACCAUCGCCCCGGCGCCCCCGCGGCCCCCGCGCCCGGGCCGCCGCGCCCCGACGCCCCCGCGGAUCCGGCCCCGCUUGCACCCAAGGUGUCGCCGCUGCUGUCAGAGGGGGAGCUUCCAGUGUUCUCGCAGCUCUGAACCCGGCCUCUUUGGGGGUGGGCCAUGGGAUGUGGGUAGUUUUGUCAUUUGGAGGGGGCUGCAGGGAAGGGGGGCUGGAGUGGACAAUAAAGAAGGCGCCAUGA